AUGAUUGCUGAAUGUGCUGGUAUGCGCGAGCAUGGCGAGGCAGACGACGAAGCUAGCUCCUCCAGCGGCGAUUCCGAAGAUGGCAGUGAGAUAGUUUGCCAACAGAACGACAUAGAUAAGCAUGAAGUUGAGUACCACAUGUUCUAUGUCAAAGCCACAAUAGCACGGCUCAUCGACUUAUCGACCAAAAUUCGGCAAUCUGGCAACAAGUAUCGCUAUCACAAGGCUGAUGCAUCACUCAAAGAAGGGGACUUCAUUGAAUACGUACAAUCUUGGAAGAGCAGUAUACUUGGCAGUAGCUUGGAAAAAGCGACUGCUGCCGUGCCUUACCAGACAGGAGCAAUCGCCGACUUCCUUCACGAAAGUAGAUUGACGACAGUACAACGACGCUUGAUACGUGCAAACCUCCUUCGUCGGAAUAGAAUACAAUUUAUUCGGGAGUCUACCGAAGACCACGAGGCCACCAUUGAGGCAAGUAUUGCGGAAACGGCAAUGGAGUUUGAACCGCAGCCUACACAACUGGAGACCGUGGAUCGCGAGUUUGAGGCCGAGUCUCAGGCUUUACCCGACAACGACAUGCCCGUCCAAGCAAGUUCUAAGAUUGUCCCUUCGGCAUCGCAUACAGCCACGCACAUAGGUUCGCAAUUUGACCUAUCAAUCUUUCUCGAAGAGGAAACAUCGCCGUCUGUUGUGACCCGGGCCACUCGGAUAGGCGGUCGAGAUGACUUAGAGUACCCGAAAUGUCCCAAGCCAUCCACCGUCAGCAGUCUCCUGACUUGUCCUUACUGCGCCAAUGUACUGCCAGAGAAAUGCCUCAUGAGUCAGUCACUCUGGAGGCAUCCCCUAUUCCGGUCAUCGAGCCAAAACUCGGACAAUUCGACAGCCAACCGGAUCCGGACCGUCGGGCCUUGCAUGAGAUGCCGUAUUCAAAGGAUUCCAUGUACUGCGGAGGGCGUUUGUGAUCGGUGUGUCAAGGCCCAUCCGCAGAAACCUGAGAGCUCCUGCUUUAGGGACGACUUGAUCGUGAUCGCAAACAACUUGGCCCAUCUGCGCUUCAGUGGGCUAGACAGGAAUGAGGAGAUUGAGGUCAAGAAGUUUCUCAGAACCAUCCGACCUCAAUACUUAGAGGAAAUCUUCAAGGGAGCAGUAGUCUUUACCCCUGGACCGCCCUUUCAGCUUCCCACCACAUUGCGAAACUACCAAUGUCUAGACGACAUGUCUCGACAGAUUCAGUCAGGUUGUAUGUUUUCCAGAGAGCAUGGUGGUGUUCCCUCAUAUCAGGACCUCGUCAGAUGGACAGAGCAAAUGAUUCUGCCCGAGGACCGCGAUACCUUCGAAGGGAGCAUCGAAAACUUCAUCAAUAUGUACUCCUCGCCUAUGAGGUCGAGUUCAUACAUCAGACGGCCACAGGUCCACAGCAUGAAAUGCAUGUACAAGAUCUGUUGUCAAGACGACUUCAUUUUCAUUCGCGAAGAUACUGGAGCGGUGGAACGUCUUCCCUUGCCUGCCAAGGCAGAAUUGAGAGUCAUCGCCCGCAUGGCUCUCGAGGCAGCCGAGAGAGAUACCCUCAAUGCACUCGACAACCUCAAAGCCGCUGCGACUAGAGUUCCCGAACAAGAUUUGCCUGCUCUCUGGGCCACCUUGUGGCAGCUGAUGUUCAUCUACCGAGACCUCCUCAGGAACAGGGCACCGCGAGACAACGACGCGGGAGCUCUCCUCAACGCGGUGGCCAUCUUUUACGCAGCCCACUUCAGGACUUCAGCCUCACUUGGCAAGCUGUCUUUGGACAGCCUGCAACGUCAUUGGGGACCUGGCGAGACUCAGCAGGCGCAGCUGUCUGGUGCGUUUGACCAUGCUCUGAGUCUUCGCGAUACUCUCCGUAUUGACGAGAUCGACCAUCGCCUCAAGGCAUUGGUUGUUGAUCCCGAGAUGAAAGUGCUGGGACGACGUACGAAUAAGAAAACGAGCGGUGGCAAGUGA
This is a messenger RNA of Colletotrichum tamarilloi, 1980 nucleotides long. RefSeq lists its product as uncharacterized. NCBI's taxonomy places the organism in Eukaryota, Fungi, Ascomycota, Sordariomycetes, Glomerellales, Glomerellaceae. The transcript is spliced from 5 exons. The record is from RefSeq and is a predicted model, not a curated record. Bases 1 to 1980 code for a protein of 659 amino acids.